Oryza sativa Japonica Group (Japanese rice) is the source of this 1270-nucleotide messenger RNA. RefSeq names its product brassinosteroid-responsive RING protein 1. The record is from RefSeq and is a predicted model, not a curated record. Lineage: Eukaryota; Viridiplantae; Streptophyta; Magnoliopsida; Poales; Poaceae.
ACUCUGCUACUGACCGCGCGCCUAGCCAGUCCAGUCCACCCAAGCCAAGCCCACGACCCGCACCGCAACACGCACACCCACGCGCACGCACAAACCAACAAGGUAACCAACCAACCAGCGACUCCCCCCAGCCUCGACGAUCUUUCCGCGUUAAUUCUCCGCCCCCCUCUCUCCUCUCCUCUGCUUCCCUCACCUCCUCCCCGCUUUUAUAUAACGCCGCCUCCUCACUCACUCCCCUCCCCACCACGCACGCACCGCACAGACGCAAGCUCACCUCAGCUCAGCUCACAAUUCGGCUGUAUCCAAGAUCGCCAUGGGCUUCCCGGUGGGCUACUCGGAGCUGCUCCUCCCGAGGCUGCUGCUCCAGGUGCUCCUCCUCCUCGGCCACCUCCAUCGCUUUCUCCUCUGGGCCUUCCACGCAGUCGGCCUCGGCGACCUCAUCGACAACCCGCCCGGCCUGGCGGCCACGGAGCAGGACCUGAUGCUGCAGGGGCGCGGCGGCGGGAUGGCGGAGGGUUGGGCGUCGUCGUCGGCGCUCCAGCACCGCCGGCCCGAGUUCAGGGCGAUUCCGCCGAUGGCCAUCGAGGAGGCCCUCCCCGUGGUGCGGUUCGACGAGCUGGUGGCGUCCGCCCCGGCGGCGGUGUGCGGUGGCGGCGACUGCGCGGUCUGCCUCAGCGGCAUCUGCGGGCGCGACGAGGUGCGGCGGCUGUCCAACUGCCGCCACGUUUUCCACCGCGGCUGCCUCGACCGCUGGAUGGCCCACGAGCAGCGCACCUGCCCGCUCUGCCGCGCGCCGCUCAUCCCCGACGAGCUCUUGCCCGCCGCCUCCGGCCUGCCUGACCCCUCCGACUACGACCUCUCGUACUACCCAUCCCCGCUGCCGCUGGCGCCCACCCCGACGCUGCUGCGACCACACGAGCUGCUGCUCAACGGCUUGGGCGGUUUCCAGUGAGCCCGCCAAUCCACCGCCCCGGUCAAUUUCGUUGCAACCGGCAUGACAGAGCUGCCUCAACUACGGCACACGGGCACAUAGGCGUCCUGAUUUGUACAUAGGCGCCAAGGAGAACUCCCCCCAAAAAAACACAAGUAGGAAUAGUUUGCUGCUAUAUAGGUCGAUUCCACCUUCCAAGCCUGCGAAGUUGUGAAUCCUUUUUUUUUUGCAGAUUACUAGUAGUAUAUUAAAUUUGUUGAAGCAGAGCAGUGCCACAGUUUGGUGCUUGCUAAUUUGGCAAGCCGUUUAAUCCAAUCUCCCCACGCUAUUCAAAUCUUA